Messenger RNA from Plodia interpunctella (Indianmeal moth), 2077 nucleotides. RefSeq names its product succinate dehydrogenase [ubiquinone] flavoprotein subunit, mitochondrial-like. The transcript is spliced from 13 exons. Gene Ontology annotation, biological process: tricarboxylic acid cycle; mitochondrial electron transport, succinate to ubiquinone. The coding region runs from base 135 to 2045 and encodes 636 amino acids. The record is from RefSeq and is a predicted model, not a curated record. Gene Ontology annotation, molecular function: electron transfer activity; succinate dehydrogenase (quinone) activity; flavin adenine dinucleotide binding. NCBI's taxonomy places the organism in Eukaryota, Metazoa, Arthropoda, Insecta, Lepidoptera, Pyralidae.
UUCAAAUGACAUAUGUCACUAAGCCCAAUCAGGGAUUUGGCCGUUUCGAAAUACAUAUUUAUAAAUAUUAUUAACAUAAAAUAAGCAAAAUCAGUUGAAUUAUUAUUAUUUUUUUUUACUUUUUACGGAUCACGAUGAUUUUUAGACUCCGUACUACGGCAGCGACACUGCUCCUCAAACGAGGCACAUAUGCAAAAGAGUUGCGUCGCCAGGCGUCGUACGAGAUACAACAUCACCAGCACGACGUGCUCGUAAUCGGCGCGGGCGGGGCCGGGCUCAGAGCCUCGAUGGGGGCUGCCCAGGGCAACUUUAGCGUGGCCCUGGUAUCCAAGCUGUUCCCCACCAGGUCACACACCAUCGCGGCACAAGGCGGCAUGAACGCUUCUAUUGGUAGCAUGCACGAAGACAAAUGGCAGUGGCACUUCUAUGACACGGUCAAAGGCUCUGACUGGCUUGGAGACCAGGAUUCAAUACACGUGCUGACAAGAGAUGCCCCGCUCGUGGCGUUCGAACUCGAGAACAUGGGGAUGCCAUUCUCCCGGACCAAAGAAGGGAAAAUCUACCAGAGGUCCUUUGGAGGCGGCUCCACACACAACGGAACCCAAGUGGCCAAGCGAACCUGCGCUGUUGCCGACAGGACCGGCCACGCUUUGCUCCACACUCUGUACGGCUACUGCACUCAAUUCAAGAACAUUGAUUUCUUUUCCGAGUUCUUCGUGUUGGACGUCUUGGUGCAAGACGGUGAAGUGGUGGGAUGUCUGGCAAUGGACAUCGAUGAUAGCAGCCUACACAGGUUCCAAGCCAAGAACACAGUGAUAGCGACAGGCGGCUACCCACGCAUGUUCUUCUCGUGCACGGCGGCUCACACAUGCACCGGCGACGGUUGCGCGAUCGCCAGUCGCGCCGGCAUCCCCCUGCAGGACAUGGAGUUCAUACAGUUCCACCCCACAGGCAUGUACGGCUCCGGGUGCCUGAUGACGGAGGGGUGUCGCGGUGAAGGGGGCUUCCUGAUCAACAGCAACAACGAGAGGUUCAUGGAGAAAUACGCCCCUAAGGCCAAGGAGUUGGCCAGUAGGGAUGUGGUGUCCAGGGCGAUCGCCACGGAAAUUAGACAAGGUCGAGGAGUGGGUCCGAAAAAGGAUCACAUGUUCCUGCAGCUCCACCAUCUAGGCUCGAAGGUCAUCGACGAGCGACUGCCAGGCAUCUCCGAGACAGCGAUGCAUUUCACAGGGGUGGACGUCCACAAGGCGUCAGUUCCCAUCAUCCCUACCGUCCACUACACCAUGGGAGGCAUUCCCAUCAAUUACCGUGGACAGGUGAUAGUGCACAAGGACGGACAAGACACUCCCGUGCCCGGACUGUACGCAGCAGGGGAAGCCGUCAGCAACUGCCACGGCGCCAACAGACUCGGCGCCAACUCUAUCUUGGACAUCGUUGUCUUUGGCCGCGCGAUCGGUAACCACAUUAUCGAAAACUUCAAGCCUGGAGAGAAGCAACCUACCUUGAAAGACAAUCUCGUGGAUAAAACCCUGGACAAUUUCGAGAAGGUCAAGAAUGCCAACGGCUGCGCGCCCGUGCAUGAGCUCCGUAUGGCUAUGAGGAACACCAUGCAGAACAAAUGUGGGGUCUUCAGGGAGCAGAAACUACUAGACGAAGCUCACACGGAAAUCCAGAAGUGGUACCAGGCCUUCGACAAGAUCCGCACGAUGGACCGUAACGAGAACUGGAACAGUGACCUGGUUGAAGCUCUGGAACUCCAGAACAUGCUGCAACUGGCGGUCCAGGUGGUGGCUUGUGCCAGGAACAGAGUGGAGAGCAGAGGUGCUCACUUCAGGGACGAUUACCCUAAGCGCAUCGACGAAAUGGACUACUCCAAGUCUACUGAGGGACAAACCAAACUGCCCAUUGAGCAGCACUGGCGCAAGCACUCGUUGUCGAUGGUGGACCUGGCUACGGGUGCAGUGACCAUCACUUUCAGACCGGUCAUUGACAAGCCCCUAGACGACAGUGUCGCCACCGUCCCACCCGUGCCCAGAGUGUACUAAACUCUUGUGAUUUAUUAUACGGUUUUACUUUA